UGUUCCUCAGCAUGCCAAUCACAAAGCCAUACUUCAUGACUGUGGCAGUCCUUCUGAUCCUGGUUGACGAGUCCACAGGCGGCCUGUUUAGGUUCCUCGGAAGCAAGAGGCGAGAGCCGUGGAUUGCGUGUGAGGUUUACCAGGGGAUAUGCAGAAAUGCCUGCCAGAAAUAUGAGAUCCAAUACUUAACCUGCCCAAAGAACAAGAAGUGCUGCCUCAAAUUUCCUAGGAAGAUGACCAGCUUCUAA
Apodemus sylvaticus (European woodmouse) is the source of this 248-nucleotide messenger RNA. It is a transcript of the gene Defb116, whose product is annotated as defensin beta 116. The coding region runs from base 12 to 248 and encodes 78 amino acids. The record is from RefSeq and is a predicted model, not a curated record. Gene Ontology annotation, biological process: innate immune response. Gene Ontology annotation, cellular component: extracellular region. Lineage: Eukaryota; Metazoa; Chordata; Mammalia; Rodentia; Muridae. The transcript has 2 exons.